Molecule: messenger RNA, 3870 nt
Organism: Dunckerocampus dactyliophorus (ringed pipefish)
Lineage: Eukaryota; Metazoa; Chordata; Actinopteri; Syngnathiformes; Syngnathidae
Gene: kif22
Product: kinesin family member 22
Exons: 13
Coding region: 1196-3067 (623 amino acids)
Biological process (GO): DNA repair; microtubule-based movement
Cellular component (GO): kinesin complex; microtubule
Molecular function (GO): microtubule binding; microtubule motor activity; ATP hydrolysis activity
Source: RefSeq, a predicted model, not a curated record
CAAGUAGAAAAAACAGUGAAACGAGAGAAUAAAAUUACAUUUUGUGUAAAAAAAAUGGGAUACACAGGGACAGUGUGUGCAAACCAGCUUCAGCAAACAACAUGUGCAUGUUUUUCCUUAUUUUUUUUUAUCAGAUUUGGAUUACCCUUUUCGUCCUUGCUUGCUGUGUCCUCUGCGACAGCUGUCAUCUCAUCCUGUUGCGCUGCGCUUUCUUCUUCUUUGCAGGCUUCAUUUUUAUCUUCUGUGUCCUUUACACCAAGAGCCUGAAUGCCCUCUCGCAGGGACGAAUCUGUUGCCUCAGUCUGCAUCCUUCAAUGCAAUUUAAAAAUCUGGGGAAUAAGACGACAAUUAAGAUAAGUUAGAGUAAUAGGUUUUGUAGCUAUAAGUACCAUACAUGUAGUGUUACACAUUAGCAGAUCGGUGGCUUUACAUUCAAAAGACUAAACGAACAUUAAUUAAUAUACUGUAAUUUGACUAGCUAAAGUCAGGCCAUCGUGUUAUGAACUAAGUGUCACACAUAAACGCUAGCUCACUAUUACGUCAUUAUUACCGAAUGUAUGUCGUUCUUGCUGUAGACAGCGUGCUCGUCGCUGAAAUGUUGAGUAAAGUUAUGUCCCCCGGUGAAUUAAAUGACUGAAACUCUCCAUGAGGCUAGCUUGGGAUAAUUAAACGACAACACAUUGGUAAACAUAGCGCCAUUUUGACCGAAUAAGCCACCCGCGUGCGUCUCUGACUAAACGUCAUGUGGAUUAUAUCAAAUGUGGCGAAAAUACUGCAGCAGUUCGUAAAGGGUGUGUUUUGAGAUCUACUUCAGGCGCCACUUCCGGUGUGGCCGAUCUGGGAAUCAGGCCGGAAUACACUUUAUUUAAUUAUGUAAUUUUUUUUAAUUUUAAGAUGUACUACAAGACACAUUCAUACUUACUACUGUAUUUCAUGCAUGUGUAUAUUUUAUAUAAAAAUCGUGGUGUCAUAGGAGCCUAGGCUUUGGCGUGUUCUGAUUGGCUGGUUAUUAUUUCCGGUUUCGUGGCCCCUAGUUUGAAAAUUUUUCGGUUCGAAGUUCCUAGGUCCUGCUCGCCAUUGUUAUAAAAUAGAAUAUCGGGCCAACGUAAGAUUACUGAAGGCGAAAUUAGGACAUUACCAACUAUAUUUUUGCAGGUAUUCUGUGUAGAACAAAGGACAGGUGAAGGGCCAAACCAUGGCUCAGCGUGUAACAGUAUCAGAUAAUGGAAGCAAGAAAGCCUCGCGGGUAAGAGUUGCUGUUCGUCUGCGGCCUUAUAUGGGCAAACAAGAUGAGAAAGGCGAGGGGCCUUGUGUGAGAGGGCUGGAUUCACAGAAUCUAGAGAUUAUCAACUGGAGGAAUGCCACUGAAACUGUGAAAUAUCACUUUGAUGUGUUUCACGGUGAGCAAGCGACGCAACAAGAGGUGUUCCUCUCAUCGGUGAAGCCCAUUCUGCCGCACAUUCUGAGGGGGCAGAAUGUCAGUGUCUUUGCCUACGGGCCAACAGGAGCUGGCAAGACACACACCAUGAUGGGGACUUCAGAGCAUCCUGGCAUGAUUCCUCGUGCCGUUGGUGAAGUCUUCCAUUUGGUCAAUGGUCAGAAUGAGAACGAGGGAUGGGACUACGCUGUUGGCAUGUCUUAUUUAGAGAUUUACAACGAAAAGGUGCUAGAUCUUUUGUCACCAAGUUCCCAGGAUUUGCCCAUAAGAGAGGACAAGGACAAGAACAUCCUCAUACCCGGCCUCACUCACACGACAAUCUCGUCCUUUUCGGAUUUCGACCGCCAGUUUGUUCCGGCCAGUCUCAAUCGUACCACAGCGUCGACCAAAUUGAACCAGCGCUCCAGCCGCAGCCAUGCUGUCCUCCUCAUAAAGGUGGUGAGGACUCAACACGCCCUGGCUCACCGCCAACAAACGGGCAAGCUCUACCUGGUGGACCUGGCUGGCUCCGAGGACAACCGUCGCACCGGCAACCAGGGCAUCCGCCUGAAAGAAAGCGGCGCUAUCAACCUGUCGCUCUUCACUCUCAACAAAGUGGUGGACUCCCUCAACUCAGGCGCGUCUGUGCGUGUGCCCUACAGAGAUAGUAAACUGACACGCCUACUUCAGGACUCCCUGGGGGGCUCGGCGCACUCGGUCAUGAUCACCAACAUCGCCCCCGAGUACAAGUACUAUUUCGAUACCUUCAGCACGCUUAACUUUGCAGCCAAGUCCAAGCUCAUCGUAAACAAGCCCUUCACGUGUGAAACUGUGGCUGUGCAGUCGGUGAAGCGGGCAAGAGAGGAGCACGAGGUAGGGGGCUCUGGCACCAUGCCCCACAAGAAGAAGCACAGGGAAGAGAAGAAAACUGAGCAGGAUGCCUCCUCCGCUUCAGCUCAUCUCCACAGUCUGUCAGAGCCAUCAGUGAUGGACAGGUUGAUUGCUCUGGAGAAGCUAAUGAUGAGCUGCCAGGACAAAGACAGUGUCAAUAUGUUAAAGCAUGUGGCCCAGUCUCGCAAGGAGAUCCAGGAGCUCAAAGAAAAGCAGAAGGAGUUCGAGAGCAAGGCCAUGAUGUUGAGUCAGCUGGCGCAGGAAAAGUCCACAAGUCGGGAGGCAGAUUUCAGGAGGAACGAGGCUCCUCUGCAGCAAAAACCAACCACUGUCGCAAAGGUCAAUAAGAAGCAGGCCGUCGUGCAACCCCUGCAGGUGUCUCAGCUCCAGCCUCUAAAUCAGCUCGCAGUGGUCAGGAAACAAUCCGUCUGCAUCAAGAAAGUGGGCAAGAUGCUCCCAGAUCACGUGGAGCUCCCGGAUGAUAAAGAAAACAUGCUGAAGGCCUGGGAAUCUCAGCUGGACACAUGCAUCCUGGAAGAGUCCAGACAGAAGAUACUGCAGAUCCUCAACACAGGCUCCCUCAAAGAGCUGAAAGGCCUGCAGCAGAUCGGCGACAAGAAGGCCAAGCUCAUCCUGGGCUGGAGGGAGAUCCACGGCAUCUUCUACAAGCUGGAAGAUCUAUGUAAAGUGGAAGGUAUGACAGAAAAGAGAUUUUCCUCCUUUAUGAAGGCAAACAUCUUGAGUGCGAUUGGAAAGUGAUUUUUUUUUUCUUUUAUCCCGCCCAUGUAAAUAACCUAAAAAAUGUUUUUUCACUAUCUAAGAUAAGCUUUUUGUUUGUUUGUUUUGUUGUUGUAGUAACCCAUGUACUCCAGAAGAUGGUGCUUCCCUCUUCUUUUUUUCAUUAAACACCUCACGUCCUUGACUCUUUGUUUUAAUGAGAUGCAUCGUUACACAACCACCACCUUGCUAGUUUUGACACACUUGCCACUUUAGUUGAUGUUUUCAGAAGUGGAUUUUUGGUAGAGGUUGCCGUGGAUCUUCCCUCCACUAUCCACCCUUUUCUCUUAAUUCAAAUAAUAAUAUGAUAUAAAUUAUGGAUAUUGCUGAUUCCUGAAUCACUUAUCUAAUUAUUGCUAAUUUGACAAAUUUGGGUCGAAAUAUAUUAUUGAUGGGUGGAUAUGACUACUCUACAAAUUGGAGGCGUUUUCAGCCAUUUUCUGGGCUUUUAAAAAUGUUACAAGGAUGAGAUGUUGACGAUAAUUACGCCUGUAUGUCAUAUAAUCAUGUUUGCUUAAGUUUUAUGAUCAGUUAUACGAUCAAAGGGGGUAAAUGUCAUGAAAAUCUUAUAUUUUAGCAUUUAGGCUAUUUGAUUUGAACAAAUACAGUAUUUCUGCUAAUCUACAUAUCAGACUGAUUAGCUAGAAGAACAAACUAUGCUUUGUUAUGACGAUUUGUUUGUAUAACUAUGGUUCUGUCCUGUCCCUAUACAGUGUAUAUGAUUUUGUGUGUGUGUGUGUGUGUGUGUGUGUGUGUGUGUGUAUAUAUAUAUAUAUAUAUAUAUA